AUGGAGCUGCGCUCUGGUCGCCGGCUCCGCUCGUUGCCGCCGCCGCAAGCUGGACGGAGAACCACCCGCUCUCAGGGCUUCUCUGGCGGGGACGAUGAGGACCGCAUCGGCGCGCUCCCGGACGACCUACUCCUUCAGGUCAUCGAGCGCCUAGGCUGCCCGCGCGCUGCCGCGCGCACGGGCAUCCUCUCCAGCAGGUGGCGCGGCCUGUGGACCUGCAUCCCCAGGGUCACGGUCAUCCUCGACGACAUCGAGCUCGGCGACCUCGAGGCGGCGCUGGCCCGUGCCGCCUGUGCUGGACUUCACCUCCUCGACAUCAGCGUUGCUUACUGGCACGGUAAGGUGACCGCCUUCCAGGUCGAGACGGUUCUUGCUGCCGCCGAUAGGCUCUCGCCAGUGGAGCUCCGUUUCGACACCUGCCCAAGCAUAAGAUACUCGAGCUCCGGCGUGUGCCUGCCCAGCUUCAGCCGCGCCACCUCGAUCGAGAUGUUCGGGCUCCGGGAGCUCACGCCGGCGGCCAGCGGGCUCCCCGCGCUGGAGCGAUUGUCCCUUUAUAACGAGCACGGCCUCCGUCUCGGCAACUUGAUACAACGCUGCCCAUGCUUGCGCGUGCUCAAUCUCGACCUUGGCAUCGAACGAAGGCCGGCCACGAGCGACGUCGACUUGAGGAUACAUUCGACGUCACUCGAGGAGCUUUGUGUUAAGAGGUACAGAGGACACGCCCUCGUCAUCGACAUCAUGGCGCCCAUGCUUCAGAAAUUGGAUCUCACGGUCGUAACCAGCUUCUCCCAUGAUGUGAUAGCAAUUUCCAUCUGGGCACCGGUCAUGGAGAAGAUUUCUUGGUCUUGCAAUUAUUUAGACAGUUCAGCUUGCAUUGGUAUUUUGUGGCGCCUCGGUCGCCUGCAAUUGACGGCCGUACGGCGACGUAGAAAUGACACUAUACCCUACAACGGGGAAGACAACACAUGUUUGUACCUACCAAUAUUUCCAGCCGUGACCGGUAUGGAGCCUGCAGAGUGGGACUUUGUGGAAGAGAUAAGGAAAAUCGAGAAUACCUUCCCAGCUGUCGAGUUCUCCACUUUGAAGCUUGAAGUUAAUAUUAUAUGGAAGACGGGGCACGUGUUUGGACCCCUUGUUUUGUCCCUUCUUGGAAUAAGUUGGAUCCGUAGAGCGACAAGAAGGCUUGAGAUCAACCUAAAAAGGAGGAACAGCGAGCAAUGGUGUGCACGCGGAACAAAUUGCCCAUGUGACCAGCCUGGGAAUUGGAGAACAAAACCCAACUCUUUGACUUUGAUCAAUCUUGAAGAAGUAGAAAUCGAAGGGAUCGAAGGACUUGAUGAUGAGUUUGAUUUCUUGAAGGUAGUGUUCCAGUUCGCACUAAAGCUGAAAAAAGUUAACGUGAAGGUGUCAGAUAGGGUCACACCAAGUGCGUUGAAGAAAAUCGACAACAUGUUCAAGGAGUACCCUCGUGUUGAAUGCUGUGUUACCUCAGCUCCCGUUAGUGCUACGAGGCCUGCUGAAAAUUAGAGGACGUAUCCUGGAUAGCCGGCUGAGUGGAGCAACAUCGACUUUCUUUGCCAUUCUCUUUGGGAAGUAACACAACCUAGUGUCUAAAACUGUGGUGGCAAUCGUUUCAAUUCUUCUGCCGUGUAACAUCCAGUUAUAAGAAUUGAAGGAUAUGUAAUUGAACUUGUGUUUUCGUAAACUGUUUUUUAUAGAGCUGAUGCCAACUGCUACUUGUUUAAAUAUUUAGGCAUCUUAUUUAUUGGCCAAUCACAUGUAACUGGUACUGAUGACCUUGCGACAAUCUCAUGGCUCACCUGGACAAUUGGAAAUGCGAUGUAUUUAAACCAUUUUGAA
Lolium rigidum is the source of this 1860-nucleotide messenger RNA. RefSeq lists its product as uncharacterized. The coding region runs from base 1 to 1527 and encodes 508 amino acids. Lineage: Eukaryota; Viridiplantae; Streptophyta; Magnoliopsida; Poales; Poaceae. The transcript has 4 exons. The record is from RefSeq and is a predicted model, not a curated record. Gene Ontology annotation, molecular function: protein binding.